CGCAAGUAUUUAAUUUUCACAACCUCCUCCUCCACCACCACCACCAUUACCAUUUUCCAAAAUUUUCGAUACUUAAACCCUAGACACAUUCACAAUCUAUUCUACAUGGUUUUUUCCAAGAAACCCUUGCAAGCACAAUUGGCCUUACUCACAAAACUCAUAUCAAAUAUGGCUGCAUUUUCAUCUUCCAGGUACUUAUUGGCCUUCUUAUUGCUCAAUCUUCACCUCAAAGCUAUGGAUGCCGACCCCAAUUUAACUUUUCUUUUCAAGAAUUUUGGUAAAGACUCCAACUUUGAGUCACAGCUUGCCCUGUUUGGGGAUGCUAUGGUUGGUGGAGACAACUUUUCUGUUCAAAUUAGGGUUUCUACUGCUGGGAGGUUUGUCUGCAAGAAGCCCCUUAAUCUUGUUCAUGAAAAAUCAAGGCAAUUGGUGUCUUUUUCGAAUUACUUUGCAUUUUCCAUGUCUGGGGUGAAUGGCGAUGGUUUGGCUUUUGUGAUUCUCCCUUCUCAAUUUCCAUUGAAUGCUUUUGAUGGUGGAGAGAUGGGAGUUUUAGGAGAGAGGAAGAUGAAGUUUCUUGCAGUUGAAUUUGAUACAUUUAAGAAUGAAAAGCAUGGAGAUGUGAAUGGUAACCAUGUUGGGAUAGAUGUUGGUAGUCCUGUCUCUGUUAAAGUGAGAAAUGUUUCAUCAUUCAAUUUGGUGUUAAAUGGUGGAGAAAAGUUGCAAGCUUGGAUUGAUUAUGAAGCAAGUAGUAAAGAUUUGAGGUUAGGUUGAACAAAUUUGGUUUGAGUAGGCCACUUGAUCCAUUGCUCAUUUACUCCAUUGAUCUUUCCAAAAUGUGGGGAGAUGAAAAUGUUGUUGUGGGAUUUAGCUCUUCGAGUGCAAACUCGUCUCAGAGAAACAACAUCCACUCAUGGAGUUUCGAGUCAAGAAUCAUGCCGCGAUGGAUGCAUUCUGAACCCUUGGAUCCACAACAGUCUGUGGGUAAGGAAGAAGAGAGGAAAGUUCACACGGUGAGAAUUGUUUCCGCAUUGGCGUUUGGCACUGGAUGUGGAGCUUUGGGGGCAAUGCUCGUGUUGAUCUUGUGGGCUGUGUUGGGAGAUAGGCGCCCCAUUGUGCCAGAGGAGUUGGUCUCGCAAUCUAAGGAGUCGGAGUGCAAGAAGUUUGGUGUUUCUGUAGAUAAAACCGUCAAAGAUGGUAAGGUUUUAGGUGCUUGAUUUGCAGAGUAGAGAAAUAUGGGUGUUUUGAGAUUGUAAAUCCUCUGUUUUUAGUAUCUUGGUUGCCAUGGUGCUGUAAUUUAGUGAUCAGUCAUUUUAACAUAGUUUUGAUAGUAUAUCAGUGUAUGUUGUGAUCAUUGAAAUACAGCUUCAUUUGGU
Salvia hispanica is the source of this 1373-nucleotide messenger RNA. The record is from RefSeq and is a predicted model, not a curated record. NCBI's taxonomy places the organism in Eukaryota, Viridiplantae, Streptophyta, Magnoliopsida, Lamiales, Lamiaceae.